UUGUGGGCUAUGGUUUGUUCCAAAUAUCGGUGUCCUGCCCUCUUCUCCUCCGGAUCCAAAACUGUGAAAGCCCAAGACAAAAAACUGAAGCUAAGUCAUUAAGCCCAAAUUCAUAGGCCCAACAAGAACCAAGUAUCAAUAGGCCCAAUAAGCCCUAAGUCUCGAAGCUCUCUCAACGAUAUUUCCAAUCUCCAUCUCCAAUCCUCAUCUGAUGCUGUCAAUUCUUCUUCCAAUGAAGGAAACAAUGGAAGAAGCACCAUGGCCUCAAAAGCUUCAAGCCCUAACCCACAUUCUGCUCUGCCCCACCACCGCUCCGCCGCUCGCUUCUCAAUUCUUCAUCGCCACCAAAAUCCCCUGUUACCUCAAUUGGGACUACCCUCCUCUCCUCUGCCCUAAAUCUUCGAUUUUCCCCUUUCUCUCACUUCACCUCCAAUGGGGUUUCUCCCUCUUCCUCAAAAAACUCUCCCGAUUCGGCCUCCCCAAAACCUCCUGGCGAUCCAAAUGCCCUUAUCAACUUCCACCGCCUUUGAUUCUCGCUAAGGGCGUCCACCCUGCUCAGUGGGAUGAUGAACAGAGGAUAAACUACGCCAGAAUGAGGCUUAGAAGAAAACGUCUCGGCAGCGAUGUUCAUCCCUUAAUCCCUAUUAUGAUUCCCAAUAUGUUGCUGUUUACUCUGCUUCUAUGGAAUCCAUUCUCUUCCACUGAUUGAUACAACUCUGAAGUUUUUGCUGUAAAUUGAUUGUUUGGGCCCUCGGGUUUUUAGUAACUUAUUAAUGGCUGAAUAAUGUAAAGUGUAUAAGUAAAAGAGCAGUUGGGAUAUAAACAAAGUUCUGAGUUUCUUUGUUUUCAUUAAUGCGUGUGGCUGAAAAGUAAUUGAGGCUGAGAAAUGCAAGAAAUAAUAAUUAGAGAAGACAACAAAUUGUGGUUCGAGUUUGUUGUGAAUUCGUCUCUGUUUGGAAGCACACAGAAGGGAUAAAGGAAGCUUUUAAUUUGGGCUGCAAUGGCAUCGACGAGAGGGAUUCAAAGGAACCAUCAAAUUCAAAACUUUGAAUGCAAACUAAUUUGUUUGUGUGGUUA
This is a messenger RNA of Cucumis sativus (cucumber), 1077 nucleotides long. RefSeq lists its product as uncharacterized. The transcript has a single exon. The coding region runs from base 212 to 709 and encodes 165 amino acids. The record is from RefSeq and is a predicted model, not a curated record. Lineage: Eukaryota; Viridiplantae; Streptophyta; Magnoliopsida; Cucurbitales; Cucurbitaceae.